This is a messenger RNA of Apiotrichum porosum, 564 nucleotides long. RefSeq names its product 1,2-dihydroxy-3-keto-5-methylthiopentene dioxygenase (gene ADI1). Lineage: Eukaryota; Fungi; Basidiomycota; Tremellomycetes; Trichosporonales; Trichosporonaceae. The coding region runs from base 1 to 564 and encodes 187 amino acids. The record is from RefSeq and is a predicted model, not a curated record. Gene Ontology annotation, molecular function: acireductone dioxygenase [iron(II)-requiring] activity. The transcript has 6 exons.
AUGAGGGCCUACUUUUACGACGACGUCCCCGGCGACCAGCGCCUCGCCCACGACUCGGGCAACAACGUUUCGGUUCAGACGCUUGCCGACCUGGGAGUCGUCUACCGUACAAUCCCCAUCGAUGCCGACGGCAAGUGGCAGGCGGAGAUUGACGCGUUUGCCAAGGAGAGGGGUUACAAGAACGCGAGUCGUGACCAGAUCAACGUGACUCCCGAGGGCUUGGGCGAGUCCUACGAAGCCAAGAUUCGCCAGUUCUUUGACGAGCACCUUCACGAGGACGAAGAGAUUCGCUACAUUGUGGGUGGCACUGGCUUCUUUGACGUCCGCGCUGGUGACGGUGCCCUGGACCAGAAGUGGAUCCGUAUUGCCAUGGAGAAGGGCGACCUCGUUGUGCUUCCGGCUGGCAUCUAUCACCGUUUCACCGUUGACGAGGCCAACACCAUUACGGCCAUGCGUCUUUUCCAGGACGAGCCGAAGUGGACACCGUACUCGCGCACCGAGACCAGUACCGAGGGUCGCCCGGCAAGGAAGGAGUACCUGGAGCAGAUCGCCACGACAGCUUAA